GUGAGUAGGGGAGUGCAGCAUGGGGGUGGCGAGUGGGGACCCGUUCGUCAGUGUUCUUUCAGGAGUCCAGUUCUUUGCCUUCAUCAGCUGCUUCUGCUUCUUCGACUGCUUCAUUCACUUGAGCAGAAGUCUUGGGCCAGCUUUCAGGUUAGCUGUUGGCUGGUGUUCUCCCUGGGGGAGAGCUGGGAGACUUGCUGUAAUCACUCCCAUUAGCAGUUGGCAGCUCCCCAAUCCGCUUUUCAACCUGGACUGGCUCAGCCCUGAUGUCUGCCAGACCUGCUGUGAUGCUCACCCGUGAGUGCAGGCUGCAUCCGCCAUUUAUUCCUCACCUUGCCCCACGUGGGUGGGCCUUGGCACUAGCUGGCACAGCUGACUCUCUCACACUGUGAAGCCUGUGAAGACCAGCUCCAAGAACCACUGCUCCUAAUGAGAGCAGUUUUGCUCCCUGGCACUUACUGAAGUACAAAGCUGUCGGGGAGCAGAUCUCUGAAUGUGGCUUCGGGAAGGAAUCCAGCCCAGAAAACAGUCAUUAGUGGCCUGGGCUAUGAGUAAAUGUUCUCUGGGAAGUUAAGACAUGAGUUCAAUGGAAUUAUGAUGAUAACGCCUGCUACCUUUAACUUCCAGGCACUGGGCUAAAUACUUUGGACACACGACCUCUCUUAAUACAACAGCUUGUUAAAAUGGACACUGGUCCCUUUUUACAGUUGGAUAAUCUGAGGCUCAAGAGGUGAAAUAACCAGUCCAAGACUACACAAAUGAAGUGGCAGAGCUGAGACCACCAACCCCAGAGCUCAAGCUCUCCCCAUCAUACCCACUCUGCCUUGCAGGACGAUUGGACAUAGAACUUCUAAAAGGUUGUGUGUGCCAGGGGCAGGUGGAAAUGAUUCUAACUCCCACAUCUACCAUGGAUUCAUUGUACAGACUGACCUCCAAGAGACUGGAGAAAGCAGGUUUGGCUCAAACUGACUCUUAUUCAAGAGGCAGAUCUAGGGGCAAGGCCUGGGCAACCGAGUGCCGUGGUUCCCUGCCCCCUCCCUCGUGCUGCGUGCUGUUCCCUAGGAAGGGGAGCCCUGGUGGCAGCAGCUUUACCAGUGUGAAGUUAAGGCAGGGAACUUGCAGCCUGGCAUGUGUGAAGAAGGAGGAAGGGGCAGGCAAGCUUCCAGCCUUGCUGUGAUGUGGCUGGAUGUUUGCACUAUAUAUGAGCCUCAACUGCCCCAGUCACUGUUUCUCCCCUAAAGCCCCAAAGGCAUCACUCCACCUGCUGUCUUCCUGAGUUGCUGUGCGAUCUCCAGCCCCGGUCAUGGAGGCGAGUCAGGGUGAGCUCUGACUUGUAGAUGCAGGGCCCCUGUGCCUUCUGUCCCCCGCAGCUGGCUGUAACAUUCACCAUUACCCCCUCUGAGCCUUUGUUUUUAUCAAGGUAUCCCUACCUUUAAAUGUCCCUUUAUUUUCCUCUCUUCUAGAUACAUCUUCCUACUAUUUCCAAUUCCCGCUUUGAAAACCUUUUGGAGAAUACCAAAGCCCUGCUUGGCUGGGGCCACAUGAACAAUUCUUUCACCUGCCCUCUCUUCCCGAGCAGUUAUAUUCUGAGAUCACACAAGCUGGAAUUCACUGGAAAUGGGGACCUCCCAGAUGGUGGCUCACUGAACCCAGUGCAGGCACAUGAAUAUGUAGAAAUCUAUGUCUGGGGCUGCUGUUCCUGGUCCUUUCAUUGGUAUGGCCUGACUCUUCCAAUUAGUUUUUAAGUGCCUUAAGGAGAGGCAGGACGGCCCAGGAGAAAGGGCACUGAACAGAGGGUAGAGGCCAGAGCUGCCCUGCUGCCUGCAAAGAAGCUGUGCAGACCAGGAGCAGAGGCCUGAACCUGUCACUUGAGCCCGGUUUUUGGAGGCCGGUCCACACUGAGACCAAGGCCAUCCAGUCACUAACGCUCCAGCGGUUCAGCUGGUGGGACCUCGGAGCGGCCUCUCUAGGAAUCCUAUGCUCCGUUUAGGUCCCCCCAGCGCCCACGCCCCCACCUGCCACCCAGCGUCCCUCCUGGUUCUGACGCUGCAUCCUUCUCCCCUGUCAUCCUCCAGGCCCACAGGGCUCCCUGCCCCAACUUUCCUGCCUCAGCAUCCCCCUCCGCCUUUUCUUUCUGCUGAUCCAGCGAGCCGGGCUUUCUCCUUCUCUGGGCUCUCCUCCUCCUCUCCCCCUUGAAUCCAGUCCUGGUUUCCCCGCCGCCAGCCUUCCUUUUCCCUCCGCCCGGGCUCGCUCCCCGCCCCCGCCGCGCCCGCCGUCACCGCGGCGGGUUCAGCCCCUCGCCUACCCGCUCGCAGCCACCCGGGGCUUGGCUCGCCCGGUCCGGCGGCUCCAGUCCGGAUCCCGCUGCUGCCCGGCCCGGGUACGAGUCCCAGCCGCCGGGGAGGAGGCGGCGGCUGGCCCUGCUCCCUUCCGCCGCCUCGCCAGCCCGGGUUUGGCCGGGAGGGAGCAGCUGGGCAGCCCCCCGGAGCCCCUCGGAGGACAAUGCACCCAGCGCUCGGCAACCCCCGCUCGGUCUCGACCUCGUCCGGCUCCUUCCCGCCACCCCCCACCGCCGCCCGGCUGCAGCCCCUCUUCCUCCGGGGGGGGUCCUCCCGCGGCCGGAGAGGCUCGGGCGACAGCAGCACCAGCACCAGCACCAGCCGGGGGGGAGGCGGCGGCAGACCGGCAGAUUGCGGCUCCCCCAGCAGCAGCACCGGCGCGGAGAGAGAGGACGACGACGAGAGCAUCAGCAUCAGCAAGCCGCUGGUGCCGGCCGCCGCCGCCGAGCUCGCGGGGCCCCCGGCUCAGGGGGGCGCCCCCGCCGCCAACCCCGCGCCCGCCGCCUUCUCCUCCUCAGCCGCCACCUCCUCCUCCACCUCCACGCCCACCUCCUCCUGCAGCAUGACAGCCGCGGACUUCGGCGGGGGCGCUGGGGCCGGGGCCGUCGGGGGCCCAGGGGGCCGCUCGGCUGGGGGCGCCGGCGGCCCCAGCCCCGGCAGCGGCACCUCCUGCUGUUCGUGUUGCUGUUGCUGCGGCCGCCCGGGCCGCCGGGGUCGGCACGGCGGCUGUGCCCCCGGCCCGGGGUGCCGCUGGGGCUACCAGGCGCUGUCCGUGGUGCUGCUGCUGGCGCAGGGCGGUCUGCUGGACCUGUACCUCAUCGCCGUCACCGACCUGUACUGGUGCUCCUGGAUCGCCACGGACCUGGUGGUGGUGGCGGGCUGGGCCAUCUUCUUCGCGAAGAACAGCCGGGGCCGUCGGGGCGGCGCGGCGAGCGGCGCGCACAACCACCACCAGCACCACCACCACGCGGCGCCGCCGCUGCACCUGCCCGCCCCCUCGGUCGCCUCCGCGGGGGCUGCGGCCGGGGCCAAGGCGCGCGGCGGCCGCGGGGGCGCGGGCGGCCCGGGGGGCGGCCCGGGGGCUGCUGGGGCGGCGGGCGAGUUUGCCUUCGCCUACCUGGCCUGGCUCAUCUAUUCCAUCGCCUUCACGCCCAAGGUGGUGCUCAUCCUGGGCACGUCCAUUCUGGACCUCAUCGAGCUACGCGCUCCCUUCGGCACCAUGGGCUUCCGCCUCACCAUGGCGCUGUCCGUGCCCCUGCUCUACAGCCUGGUGCGGGCCAUCAGCGAGGCGGGCGCCCCCCCUGGCUCGGCGGGACCCCUGCUCCUGCAGCCCCAGCAGCACCGCGCCGCCGGCUGCUUCCUGGGCACGUGUCUGGACCUGCUCGACAGCUUCACCCUGGUGGAGCUGAUGCUGGAGGGCCGCGUGCCGCUACCCGCGCACCUGCGCUACCUGCUCAUCGCCGUGUACUUCCUCACCCUCGCGUCGCCCGUGCUCUGGCUCUACGAGCUCAACGCCGCCGCGGCAACUUCGUCUUGGGGCCAGGCCUCGCGUCCCGGCAGCUGCAGCCGCCUUCUGCGCCUGCUGGGCGGCUGCCUGGUGGACGUGCCCUUGCUGGCGCUGCGCUGCCUCCUGGUGGUGAGCUACCAGCAGCCUCUCUCCAUCUUCAUGCUCAAGAACGUCUUCUUCCUUGGCUGCCGCGGCCUGGAGGCCCUGGAGGGCUGUUGGGACCGGGGGAGUAGGGCCUCCCCCAGUCGGGCCAGAGGAGGCUACGGCGCUCCGCCCUCUGCCCCACCGCCGCCGCCGCCACCUCAGGGAGGCUCGCAGUUGGGCCACUGCAUCUCGGAGAAUGAGGGAGGGGCCCAUGGCUAUGUCAACACCCUGGCUGUGGCCUCCCAGAAUUGAGGGAGAUAAGGGUUUGAGGGGCUGGAUCUUGGGUUGAGAGACCCAGAUCCCUUGUCCUCAGACCUUCCCUCACCCAGAUAUGAUCAGGCUGUGUUUGGAAGAGGUAACUGCUAAUAGGGCUAAGGGCCGGUGUGUCCUUCUGCACCCCUUGAGUCAAGACUGCUUGGAGGGAGACCAAGUAGCUAAUGGUGAGGGAGGAAAGUCCACUUACCCUAGUCUCCCUUCUUCAUGCCCUAUCCUAAUCCUAGCCUCCAAAGGGCUGGACACUCUGCUUCUUGUUAUUCCCACCUCCACGCUAAUUCCUAUCCAUUGUGGGUGAGAAUGGAGGAAAGGGGGUGCCCAGACAGGGGGCUCUGGGCCUUGGGCCUUCCCCCUUCCUUGGAAGUGCCAGCUUCUUUUAGGCUGUGGUGAGUGGCCAUUGUCCCAUGCCUUGAAAUUGACCCAGAAUCCACUGUUCCCAUGACCUAUUGGAUUUCUUCCAGAUGGUAGAUGCAAAGUCUAUGUGUG
Messenger RNA from Diceros bicornis minor, 4746 nucleotides. It is a transcript of the gene TMEM121B, whose product is annotated as transmembrane protein 121B. Lineage: Eukaryota; Metazoa; Chordata; Mammalia; Perissodactyla; Rhinocerotidae. Bases 2500 to 4239 code for a protein of 579 amino acids. The transcript has a single exon. The record is from RefSeq and is a predicted model, not a curated record.